GGCGAAGAGAGAAGGAGGCGAGGCACCGCGGCCCGACCGGUAGUAGUAGUCUCUCUCACACUGGUUCUGCUGUCGCUUCCCCUCAGUCACUAAGCCUCAGAGGAGACAGUCAGUCGAGUGCCCGUUCAAGUCGUCACACUUUUCGGUGAUCCACUCCGGGUCCUUGCGAUCUCUCGUCGGUCUCUUGGUCCCUCCCUGGAUUUUUUUUUUUCGGGUAUUAGGCCCCCCUUCCACUUCGUUAGCAGCUUCUGCAUUCGCGAUUCUCUCCCCGUUCCUCUCGUCUGUCGGCAGCAUGAGGGAAAUUGUGCAUCUGCAGGCUGGCCAAUGCGGCAAUCAAAUCGGUUCGAAGUUUUGGGAAGUGAUCAGCGAUGAGCACGGAAUCGAUCCCGUGGGGCAGUUCACCGGCGAUGACGCCGGCGGAAUUCACCUGGAACGCAUCAACGUCUACUACAACGAAGCCUCAGGAGGUCGAUAUGUUCCUCGCGCUGUCCUGGUCGACCUGGAACCGGGCACAAUGGAAGCCGUGCGGUCGGGGCCGGUCGGUAGGAUAUUUAGGCCGGAUAACUUCGUCUUCGGACAAAGCGGAGCCGGUAACAACUGGGCCAAAGGGCACUACACAGAGGGCGCCGAGCUGGUGGACGCCGUCAUGGACGUCAUGAGGAAGGAGGCGGAAAACUGCGACUGCCUUCAGGGCUUCCAGCUGACACAUUCCCUCGGAGGGGGCACCGGCUCGGGCAUGGGUACCCUGCUCAUUUCCAAGAUCAGGGAGGAAUACCCGGACAGAAUCAUGAACACAUUCUCCGUCAUUCCUAGUCCAAAGGUUUCCGACACUGUCGUGGAGCCUUACAACGCCACUCUAUCCGUCCAUCAACUUGUCGAAAAUACAGAUGAAACUUUCUGUAUUGACAACGAGGCUCUUUACGACAUCUGCUUCAGAACGCUCAAGCUCACUUCACCUUCAUAUGGAGAUUUGAACCACCUCGUUUCGGUGACGAUGUCUGGAGUGACAACAUGUCUUAGAUUUCCAGGACAGUUGAAUGCAGAUCUCAGAAAACUCGCUGUCAACAUGGUACCUUUCCCCCGCCUUCACUUCUUCAUGCCAGGCUUUGCACCUCUCACCUCCAGAGGGUCACAGAGCUACCGGGCACUCACAGUCCCAGAACUGACCCAGCAGAUGUUCGACAGCAAAAACAUGAUGACGGCGUGUGACCCACGCCACGGCAGGUACCUCACAGUGGCCGCCAUCUUCAGGGGCAAAAUGUCUAUGAAGGAGGUCGAUGAGCAGAUGUUGUCGGUCCAGAACAAAAAUUCAAGUUACUUUGUCGAAUGGAUUCCAAACAACGUCAAAGUGGCUGUCUGCGAUAUUCCUCCCAAGGGUCUCAAAAUGUCGGCCACAUUCAUUGGCAACUCGACAGCUAUCCAGGAGAUCUUCAAGCGCAUAUCAGAGCAAUUCACAGCCAUGUUCCGACGCAAGGCUUUCCUCCACUGGUACACGGGGGAGGGUAUGGACGAAAUGGAGUUUACAGAGGCCGAAUCCAACAUGAACGACUUGGUUUCAGAAUACCAGCAGUACCAGGAGGCCUCAGCAGACGACGAGGAAUUCGUCGACGAGGAAGAAGGCGUCGACGAAGAGAUCGUGGAAGAGCAAUAAAGAAGUGGAAGCAGAGGGACGUCUGUUCACGAAAGGCUCAGGGAAAAGAAAAGAAAACGAGAGCGGAAAGAGAGAUGAAAACGGGAAGACGGUUGUUCUUUGCACCUUUAGGGAUUAUUAUUCACUGAUGGAUAAACAAAUAUACAGCUACGACGAUCUGUAAUAUCAGAUUGAAAAAUGAGCCGUCUAUCACGCCUAUAAACAAGACAGAGCAACUAAGCCUUCUAAUAUGUAAAUUUCUUUUAAGAAAACACAACUAUUGAUCUUCAUAAGAGCUCUGGCUUCGCGGUUUCAUCACGAAUAUAGUUCACGACAUUUAGCAUAACAUUUAUUAAUCUGAUUAAUAAAUGAAUACUGCCACUAAGUUUCUUUUCUUUUUGAGACAAAAAAAUCGGUCCAUUUAUCAAAUCAUUUUCUAUUUAUUUUUUUUUCUUAGUGUAACUUCUAGUCAUUACUAAUAUGCGGCUUUGGACAUAUUCUGUAAUGAGGCAUUAGGAUACUGUUGGUUUCUUCUGAUUCAAAAUAAAUUUAAGUACAAGGUUUAUGCAGAGAUAAAUUUAAGGUUGGGAGAGUCAAAUUUUUGCCAUUCUGCAUCAAUAAACCCAAAGUUGAAGAGUAAACACUCCAUUCAGCUAGAAUUAAAUGUAUUUCAAGCUAAAUCACUGAAACACAAAUGGAUUUUAAAAUCAGAAUUUGGUAACUGACCAAAACAGAAAAAUAUGGAAGAUUUAAAAAAAAAGUCUUUAUCCAAGACAGGGACAACUUCAGAACUUCACAGUAUAUUUAUUAUUAAAACCAAAAAUGGGGUUUUAAGGUAAGUGAAAUGAAGUUAAAAAUGGAAAACUUGUAAUGUCGUCCAGACAAACGAAAUUCUUGAAUAUGUCCCGUCAUCUUUUCUGAGUUUAGAAGUUUAUGAUGCAGUUUUGGCGAAACAUUGGUAGUUUGUAUGAUUGGCUGUUUGAUAAAAGGUCACUUUAUGACUUUGUAAUCUUAAAAGUUUGUAAAAAAAAAUAAUGUUUAAAUAAAAAGACCAAAGCAUCAUGACUGGACAGUUAUAGUGGGGAAGACCGUCAUAUGGCUUUGGUAGUCGAAUGUGUUAUGAAUUUUCUUAAACUAGAUUAUUUUGUUAAUUUGGAAUAAAAACAAAUGAAAAUACA
Molecule: messenger RNA, 2808 nt
Organism: Macrobrachium nipponense
Lineage: Eukaryota; Metazoa; Arthropoda; Malacostraca; Decapoda; Palaemonidae
Product: tubulin beta chain-like
Exons: 9
Coding region: 293-1651 (452 amino acids)
Biological process (GO): mitotic cell cycle; microtubule cytoskeleton organization
Cellular component (GO): cytoplasm; microtubule
Molecular function (GO): GTPase activity; GTP binding; structural constituent of cytoskeleton
Source: RefSeq, a predicted model, not a curated record